Molecule: messenger RNA, 3395 nt
Organism: Amoebophrya sp. A120
Lineage: Eukaryota; Dinophyceae; Syndiniales; Amoebophryaceae
Source: the annotation of a GenBank genome assembly
GCGAAGCAAGAGAGGUCUCUGCUAAAGUUUCUUCCGUUCUACUGCUUGGCGAAUUGCUUGGCCGAUUCACGUGCUGGUUUUGGUUCUUUCGCAAUCUGGUGAUUGUGGAAGAGUGAAUUACUAGUACAUCAGUUUUAGGAGUUUCCGUGAAGAAGUAGAAAAACCUGUAUGAUCAUACGGAUACCGAUAUUAUCUAGAAUCUGAGUUACAUUAUAGCUUCACAACAAGAAAAAAUGACAGACGAAACCCCGAGUCUCUUCGGUGACCUGCCGCAACUGAUGCAGCCAGUACCUGUUAGCUGUAGUGUGCGAGGACUGUGUUUUUCAUUGUAUGUUGUCAGCAUGAUCCUGUACAGUGUGACCCAGAUCAUGAAUUUUACUUAAAUUUGUAUGACUUUUUUUCCCGUAGUUCUUGCACAACCUCCGUGUAAUCAUGGAAAACACUUUCUUUUUCCUUCCCGUUCCCAGGUGAUCCAGCACCCUCGUCUGCAAGUUGCGUACGCGGUGCAAACGAAUUUCACUGACUACAAGCCCAAGCCGAUCCAGCUGAAUUCCCUGCCGACGAGGUUUUCGCUGGUGAACGAUAACGAUGACCCUUCUGCCCACCUGCCACCCAUUGUCAAGCUCACUUCCGCCACAACAAACGCCGGAAACGCGCCAAAUCUCCUCACGAACCUGCACCCGCAGCCGCACACCAUCAACACGGGGGAUGACGAGAUCGACGCGAACCUACACACGAUACACGGCGUCGGCAUGGCCGCGAGGGAAAACAAUCUGAUGCAGCUACGUGCUGGAAAGAGAGAGGAAUUACUAUAACAAGAACAAUAAUUCUCGGCGGGGCACUUGGCAUUGCCAUGCCAAUCGUCUUCUGGAUUUGCAGCUUCCACAAGAAGUAGUCGUCAAGACUUUGGUCGUUGGCUAUACACUGGGGUCGAUCAUACAUAAGACUCCCGCGGGUUCUUACGCGUUUUGUUUUUCCUUUUGCUUUAUUUCCACGGGAUAGCAAUUUCGGGCGUCGCUGGAAAAGGCGCAGGGGAUAUCCGACCACCACGCGCACCACACGAUUCGCACCUCGAUCUCGCAGAUGUCGUCGCAGCACCACUUGAUCCCGUUGCACGAACAGAUAACAAAAGGGUCUAAAGGGUCCAAGCCGGUGUCAGCAGAAAUGGAACGGAUGAGCGAGGUAUCAAAUGUAGAAAUGUCUGGGUCUGGAAGAUUCUGAGACUUGUCAUGCAUGUUUUGCAUUGGCCAUGAUGUCUGUGAAGCAUGCCCUAGCGUCACAGAUUUUUUGAAUGCUUCGCGAUGCCUGUUCCGCAUGACAAAUGCCCUCUCCGCGUAGCAAAAAUUGCAUUGCCUUUGCUGCUCAUCAUGCAAUACACAUUUUUCGGAAUCCAAAUUCAGCAUCACAAGUUGCAUUCUUCCAGACCCAGACAUUUUUACAUUUGAUACGAGGCGACGAGGGGCACCUUGAGCGGAAAGUCCAUGUAUGAUUGGGAGAAGAGCACCGGCGACACUGACAUAGUCACCAGAUUGUUUCUAUGGAAUGUAAAAAUGUCUGGGUCUGGAAGGGUGCAACUUGUGAUGCUGCAUUUGGAUGCUAAAAAAAACCUGUAUAUAUUGCAUGAACAGGAAAAGAGGUCCACUUGUUGCUACGCAAAGAGGGGAUUUCUCAUGCGGUAGGAGCAUCAGAAAGCUCUCGCAGAAUCUGUGAUGCUAGGCAUGCAUCACAGACAUCAUGCCUCAUGGAAAAUAUGCAUGACAAACCUUGUACUCAUCCAGACACAGACAUUCUUACAUUUGAUAGUUUCAGGCGGUAUUCGCUCCAAACAUAUAAUACGCAACAACCUUGAUCUACUGUUCGGACGAAAUAGAAGCUUUUCUGUUUCUCACCUCCCUCUAAUCUUGUGCAUCUGCGUAGGUAGCUCCUAUCUAGAUGUGUGUGUCGUGAUGCAAAUUGUUGUUUUCAAAUACAAAACAGAAUGACAGCGAUAGAGACGGCAAUAUCACGUGGAAUAAGGGGGAGAUCACGGCCUUCGCCAAACUGGUGUUUGAUGCAUAUGUACUAGAGGCAAACCAGCACAAGGACCGACACCCACACCCGAAAAAAGUUGCUGCUGCGAGUCAGUUUGCAUUUAUCAGUUCCGAUCACAGUAAUUGUGACGGUCUUGUGUAUAGGUCUUGUUUGUAAGUAGGCACCAGCACUGAUUAUUCAUCGGCGAUAUCUGCCGUGCAGCCGCGUGGGAGAAGCUUGAGACUCGUUCCACAACUCUCGUCAACAUCUGUAUAAUUUCAGCUCUUGUUGUGAACUCAGACAACGGCAGUGAAAAACUACAGUGUUGGGUGACUUAGUAUUUCUUGUCUCCUUUUCUUUUCAUACUUCGACGUGCCAAUCCCUGCGCUGACAAAUACUCAGUGGUACUAGAGCAAACAGGUUAAUGUUUUGAUUGCUUGAUGUCCUCCUAGGCGGUUAUAGUUUUGAUUUGCGUUUCGUUUUUCGUUUUCCUGCUGCUGCCUGCAUCUUCAUGGGUACCAUGGAAACAAUAGGCAAAAGAGUAUCACCACUUUCACAACAGGUACCUCCUGUACAAGGAGUUUGACGAGGAGGAUCGGUACAAGCUGACACUAAAGGAGGCGAUGAAGUAUUACAGUGAAAAGUGCCCCCCACCCCUAAAUUGCAAAAAUUUGUGAUGCGAAGUUCCCAAAUGAAAAUUUUUUGUCAUACAUGAAAGGAGUAUGAAUCUUUCUGAUGCAGAAUGUAGGCGUGUAUCGCAUCGCUUGCAUGAAAAGUGCCGCUCUUGCUGGGGUCUUUUGCAAUACAAAUUUUAGCUAUUCGCGAUUGAAAUCCUGUGAUGCUGAUAGAUGCAAGAGGGCGAAUGUUUCAUUUGGAAAGGUUUGCAAUACAAAUGCUCCCAAGUUCGGGGGUGGGGGCAUUUUUCAUUGUAAUAUGAAGAUGGCCCAAUUUAUCCACACCAAACAAGUGAACAACGACAUGGACUUUGCCAACGCCCUGAUCCCCGCCUCCUACCGCGGCGCGAGUGUCGGCACGCAACAAAAAGUCGCACAGGAACUCGGUGAUGUUGCGGUCGGGCGGGUCGUGUAAGAUAUUUUUAUAUUUUUCGCGGCACGAUUCACUUUCACAGGAGCUAGACCUACCUUGAGGUCGUGUACUAGGUACAGUAGAAAAUGCUUUUGGCGAGACGUAAUCUCGACUUGAAAGAUUGAUGGUUCAGGUUCAAAUGUGGCACUUAAGAGUCCAAGCAACUUCGUUGUCACGACCAGAAUAAUCGUCGAAAGUAGAAGGCAAAAAUGAUACGUGGAGGCAGGAUCGCUUGGUUGUCGACGUUUCCUGAAGAUGUACAAAUAGAGGAUAAUUAUGGAACAAUAUAGUCAAGACCG